Messenger RNA from Eimeria maxima, 2597 nucleotides. RefSeq lists its product as hypothetical. The record is from RefSeq and is a predicted model, not a curated record. The annotation marks the transcript as partial. Lineage: Eukaryota; Apicomplexa; Conoidasida; Eucoccidiorida; Eimeriidae. The transcript has 2 exons.
AUGUUGCUUCGCAACUUCGUGGCCUUAGGCCCGUUUCUCUUGCUGAACGCAGCCGGAACAAACUCAUAUGAUCUCAAUGGCCCUUCACAACCGCUCCGUCGGCUGUUUCCCUUCAUUGCGAACUCUGAUUCAGUUGUUGAACAAGAAAAGCCUCUUGAUUAUCCUGUGGCAUUCCUUACACAGGCCGAAAGCUCACGGGUGGCGAGUCCCUCUGUCGUCUCGACCUCCUCUGGCGGAGCAUCUGGACGAUCGUCGGGUGCACCCCUUGUAGAGAGCUCAUCAGACGAGGCCUCACCAGGAACUUCGAUAUUUUCAUGGUUUUACCCAGAAGACGAGUUAGACUCGCCUGUCUCAUCCUCCAGCACAGUUUCCUCUGACACACAGUCUGAGGGGAAUGCGCCAUCAGGGAGUUCACAGCCUUUGGGAAGUUCCCCAUUAGGAAGCAUCAUUUCUGUGAGCUCUAGCAGUAGUGACUCGAACCAGCUUUCUUCCUCUGGAAGUCAAUCAUCCUUACAGAGCACCCCUGACGGAGCGAACAGCGCUGUACCUUUAAGGGGAAGCUCUCCUUCGAGUGAAGAGCCCGCCGGCAGCUCCAUACCCAUUGCAGGGGGGCCUUCAAGCAGGGAUUCCGCUAUUCAGAGUGGAAGCAACUUUUUCAGCACUCUUCCAGCUGUACAUGGCCCCUCAAGCAGUGCUCAGCUGAUUCAGGAGCAGGCUCCGACAAUUUCUAGCCCAAGUCAUCCUCAAUCAUCCUACCCUCCACAGCUGUCGGAGUCUUCUGACGCGAGUGUUGACAGCACCCAAUCGCCUGUGGUAACUGUUCCAUCCGUGGAGGAGCCAAGCGCCUCAUCGGAAAUUAAAUGGUGGCGCUCUAGGUCAGAGGCUGAGCAUAGCCCCUCCUUUAGCUCUGACAGUUCUCGCGUGGUGAGAGACGAUGACAAGGCACACGACCCCUCGGUACGGACUGGUGACUCAGAGGAUACUGAGGAUUCGGAGGAGCAGGCUAGCCAGAGUCUCAAAGAAGCAGCACAAGAAACGUACAGCGCUUCAGAGACGCUACAACAGGUCAUUCAAACCUUCGAAGAUGGUGACAGCAGUGAAACCGAUGGCGAAGAGACUCAAGAGCAGCAGACUGAGACAGGCCUAGGCCCAGAGGAAGAAGCUCCAAAAGAAAGAGCUGACAGUUCCGAUGGUGAUGAGUCUGUAGCAGUACCCGAAGGAGAGGCUAAUUCCAGCGAGGAGGUAAGCACCACGCCUGCGGCAGACGCCGAAGAACCUGAUUCCAACGAAGCGGUUGGUAGAACAGAGAGUGAUGGAAGCUUUGCAGACGAUGCGGAAUCCGGAUCCGGCAGCACUGAGGAUGAAGCGUCGAGUAAUGGCCCUGUGUCUGAAGAGAUUCCCGUGAGUAGUGAUGAGCCAUCUGAUGCCUCCGACGAAGUGGAGGAGGAAGACCAAGAUGUGGACGCUGAAAACCUGGUCCAAGCUGUCAAGAGAGCGAAUGAUGAAGCUGAAUCUCUUGAGAAGGUCACUGAAGAUGCCCAGAAUGCAAGUGAUGCCUCAUCUAGUUCCGAUCCAUCGGCAGGCCCGGAAGAGGAUAAAGGGGGUGGCAGCACUGAGGGAAGGUCCGAUGAUCAAUCAGAGUCCCGGCAUGACGAUGCUUCUAAGGCCAAGCCAGCAGGUGAACAGAGUGGACGAAACCAAACUGACAGUGCUGAGGAGGAGCUUUUGAUUGCUGACGACUUGGAAGCUGCUGCAGAAAGGGCACAGGCCACGGCAGAGGCUCUAGAGAGGGCUGCCGAAGACGCUCUCCUCGCCGCAGAUGCCGCGAGGUCUGCCUCUGAAUCCCACUCCACCUCAGUAAACGCAGCGGCAGAUGAUGAAGACGCAUACAUACGCAAGGAACGACGACAAAACGGGAGGGUGGGAUCUGAAAGUAGAUCUGAUGUCAUCUCCACUGGCUCGGGAAGCAGGGCUGGAGACAGGUCUGAUGACAGGUCUGACGGCAAACGCCAGGGCAGCCCUGGAAGAUCGGGUAACUGGUCGGGAAGAUCUGAGCGGGCGGGGGAAAAUUUGGCUGGUGUGAGUUCUUCCUGGUCGGGAAACCCGCAGACCAGGCCUAGUAGUUCCAGGGGGUCCGAGGACCGAUCCAUCGGGAACAACUCGGGUGUGGAAGGCCCUGAUGGAGGGUUCAAAAAUAAUGUGACCAGCUCUGAAGGCAACAGGUUCGACAGUGAAGUACGCCUCAGCUCUGAAGGCAGCACGUUCGACAGUGAAGAUGCGGACAGCUCUGAAGGCAGCACGUUCGACAGUGAAGAUGCGGACAGCUCUGAAGGCAGCACGUUAGACAGUGAAGAUGACAGGUUAGAGAGGCACAACGAUGGAAGCUCUCCUGAUGGGUACCAUGUUGCUAACUCUAAUGAAAACGGCUUCAAGAACAAUGCAGAUACGUCUGAAGAUCCAUCUUACGGGAACUAUCCUGAAGAUCAUUCUGAAGAUCAUUCUGAAAAAGAUCAUUCUGAAAAAGAUCGACCUGAAGAAGAAGAUCGACCUGAAGAAGAAGAUCGACCUGAAGAAGAAGAUCGACCUGAAGAAGAAGG